AUGUCAUAUUGGACACGCAGCAACAAUCACGAGGCUGAUACAACAACUAUACUAAACCCCGGACAGAGAAAACUUCCAGACGAACUAUCAUUACCGACAUUGGAAAGUGCGCAAUUCGUUUUAUUGACGCGCAUACAACAAUCACACAUAGGAGACCUUACAAGUCCGCCGACAUCAAAGGAUACUUUUAAUCUCUCUGAUUGUCUCUGGUAUAGAAUAGUCGUGCAAAAAGACUCUGUAUCUUAUUUAUCUGAAGACAUGGUAAUUAAACAAGAUAAUUUUGAUACCAAUACUGGAAGGCUCACAUCAAUGAGCAGGCAGGCACAUAAAGCUUUGAUCAAGUCGCCGACAAUCCAUGUCGAAGAUGAUAAUGUUGGUCAAAGAUACUCACACUCACAAUCAGCACACCCUUAUCUCAUCGAUGGUCAUUGUCGCGAUCUUGUCAAGGUUACUACUAUUGGAAGAGAGUGUUUUUUUUCGAGGCUUAUAAUUUAA
This is a messenger RNA of Paraglomus occultum, 495 nucleotides long. NCBI's taxonomy places the organism in Eukaryota, Fungi, Glomeromycota, Glomeromycetes, Paraglomerales, Paraglomeraceae. The record is from the annotation of a GenBank genome assembly.